GUGUCUGUUGAUGGAUAUAAAGAUCAAACCAAAUGUGAAGCAAAUAGAUAAAGUGAUAUCCGCUCAAAGAGUACAAUUACUGCUUUAGCACUAUUAAAUACAAAACGAAUACUUUGCGUAUUUUUAUUUUUGAAUAGCGAUCAGUGAUAACAUUCAAUAGGUCAGAUAUUAUGAUAUUAAAUCUGAACCUUUAAAACAAGAAAAACUAUGGGUGGUGCUGUCAGCUCACUAAGAGACCUCGACACCGUCACUAAAAGACUUGUCCAUCUGUCAGAGAAUGACCCUAACAAAGAAAUCUUUGUCUUCUACACCUCUGGACUUCGUGAGGCCUACACUGCCAGACAACUCUACACCUUGGCUGGGAGGUUUGCAUUCAGGUUACGCCAGCGUGGCUUCCAGAAAGGGGACGUCAUCGCCAACACCCUGAACGAUUCCCCGGAGCGUGCGGUGACAGACAUUGGUAUAAUGUUAGCAGGAUGUGUCACAAUGAACAUACAGCUUCUUCUGGCCGAUGGCUCUGAUUUUCGUUUUAUGGCCCAAAACAGCAAAUGUCGUGCAGUGAUUAUGUCUCCAUGGAAGCAAGGAGCAGCAUGGAAACUAAUGAAUCAAUUCUACUCUGGCAAAUCAGACCAAGGCUUUGUUGACAUUCAUGUUGAGAACAUCCCGGAUCUGACGUCAGCUAUUCUGGUUGGUAGGACUGAGAAUGGAGAAAAUAAACAUUUUCUGAAUGACUUAAAGAUCGGCCGUGAGGAUAUCUAUGUCGAGCCAGCUAAACCGGACGACCUGUUGAUAAUCAUUUCAACUUCCGGAAGUACCGGCUACUCCAAACUUGUACCCAGAAGUCACGAGGAUACUUUGAAAAGCGAGGAACUUGCCCAUCACGUUUUGUGCCCUGGAGUCCAAUGGAACAGUCCUAGAGAGAAAUGUUUAAAAUACUACAACGAUAAAUCAAUGGGUUGGGGUAUUGGUAUACCUUUUGCUCCAAUAUGUCACGCUGACACCAGAGUACUGACAGACAUUUUCGACGCUGCGGUCAAGAGAACAGGAAAGGAUCUUUGGGAAGCGUCCACCAAAGAAAACGCCCAAUGCUGCCCUAUGCUUUGUCUUGAGAUGGACAGUGUACGGGAGUAUAUCGACUCUGUUGGAGGUUCGGACUUUAAGUUUAAAAUGCUGAUUGCAGGAGGACAGCCUUUGAGGAAGAGUCAAAUGGAAAACUUUCUGACACUGACAGAGAAACUUAUUGUCACCUAUGGCUCCACAGAAGCUGGGCAUUUAACUGCGAAAUCUAUUACUAAAGGUGACACUAUACAGUCCAACGACAACGGUAAGGUCCUGCCUGGUGUAGAGUUACGUAUUGUGGCUGAGGAUGGUAGGCAAUGUCGGCCUGGGGAAACAGGAACUAUAGAGGUCAAAGGUCCCGAUGUAUUUAAAGGCUACUACAACAGACAGACCAGUCCAGACCCGCAGACAGUGAAAGCUUUCACCUCAGACGGGUGGUUCAAGAUGGAGGACUAUGGUUACAUCGAUGAAGAUGGAAACGUCUUCGUGUUUGGUCGAACUAAAGAUAUUAUUAUCUACGGAGCAGAUUUGCUGUAUCCGGGAUGGAUGGAGAAAAAGUUGAUGGAACACUCUGACGUAUUGGAGGCUGUUGUAGUUCCGGUGUCAGAUCCACUGUUGUACCAAAACAUCUGUGCUUGUGUUAAGAUAAAGAGGGACAGCGAACUCAACGAAGAUCAACUCAGAAAAUAUUGUGAUCAAAUUUUUCUACCAAAUCUUGUCACUGAGGAAACACCAAAACCGCAAUACUUUAUUAUUACCAAAGGGGAUUUCCCUGAGACCUCCACUGGAAAACCAAACAAGAAACGACUUAGAGAGAUGGCCGAAUCAAUGUUUGGAUACGAUAAGAAAGUUAUUUCAUCAGAGGCGGAGCCAGAGUCAGAAACCUAGGACAGUACUAUGAAGAUACUUUUCGGUAGAAAAAAAAAAGUUAAACUCUGUUUGCUUGUAAAAUGUGUAGCUAAGAGAACAAUUAUAAGAAAGAAGAUAUUACAAAAUUUUAAUUGCCAACUUAUGCUCUCUCCUUUCCACUUUCUUUUUCUUUCUUUCUCUCCCGCUAUUUCUCUCACACUCUUACUUUCUCUCUUCCGUUCUCCCGAGCUCUCGUUUCCCACCCCCCUUUCAAUGUUCACAACUAUCAAACUGUUAGUCACAUUUAUUUAUUUCAUUUUUUUUUUACAAUCGUUUGUUGAUAGUGAGUAUUUUUUUUUUGUAUAUCAAUGUCUACUGUUGAAAAAAUAAAUAUUUUUCAUCUCAUUUUAAA
This is a messenger RNA of Biomphalaria glabrata, 2320 nucleotides long. RefSeq names its product 2-succinylbenzoate--CoA ligase-like. Bases 208 to 1947 code for a protein of 579 amino acids. NCBI's taxonomy places the organism in Eukaryota, Metazoa, Mollusca, Gastropoda, Planorbidae. Gene Ontology annotation, molecular function: medium-chain fatty acid-CoA ligase activity. The record is from RefSeq and is a predicted model, not a curated record. Gene Ontology annotation, biological process: fatty acid metabolic process. The transcript is spliced from 10 exons.